Cryphonectria parasitica EP155 is the source of this 1959-nucleotide messenger RNA. RefSeq names its product mitochondrial division protein 1. Gene Ontology annotation, biological process: negative regulation of transcription by RNA polymerase II. Gene Ontology annotation, cellular component: nucleus; transcription repressor complex. The record is from RefSeq and is a predicted model, not a curated record. The transcript has 3 exons. Lineage: Eukaryota; Fungi; Ascomycota; Sordariomycetes; Diaporthales; Cryphonectriaceae. Bases 1 to 1896 code for a protein of 631 amino acids. Gene Ontology annotation, molecular function: protein binding.
AUGCAGACUCGUGGCCUCGAGGCGUUCGGCCGCAAAGUGACCACCACGGCCAGCCACCUCAUGGGCCCCCUGUCAGACCCGACGACAAGUGGCCACUACCACCAGGCCAUGGGCGAGGUCUCCAAGCAGCUGCGGCGGCCAACGCUGCAGCGGAGCAUGUUCUCCAUGGCCAAGACGACCCCUACGGAUAUGGUGCGGUCGAGGCUGUCCACGAGCGAGAUACAACACCGCGCCCUGUCUUAUGUUCCAGACGCCCUGUUGAAGGACAUACCAGAAGAUGACAACUCAUAUUCGCUGUUCCAGGGGUUCCAGGCCUCCUUCCCGGACUAUACAGAACUGGGCAAGAAGCAUAGGAGGAAGGUGUCGAGGGGCAGGAAGCUCAUCGAUGAGGGCGGCGUCCAGCCCGACAGCCCUCAGGCGGUGCAGAAGCUCAAGAAAGAGAAGGCAGCCAUGAUGCACGAGUUUGAGAUGCUGGGCAUACGAAAGAACAUGGCCAGCAGCGAGAUCCGGGACAUCGACAAUAAGAUAGCAAACCUGGCCGGCAUGCGGAGGAUUGUGUUGGACAGAUUAGCAAAUUUUGAGCAGGAGGAGGCUAUAUUAGAACACGACAUUGUGGACGUGGAGAAUCGUCUGGAGGAGGCUGAAGAGCUGCUGGCAGAGGCCGAGUCGGUGGCAGGAUUGCGAACGCCCACACAGGGCAGCGAGGGUCCGGACGACGAGGCCGGGUUCAUGUCUCAGUCAAUUUACGAGAAACUGCCCUCAGCUGACAGCACACCGUCGAGAUCGAAGAAGCCGAGGAACCUGCGCAGGAAAUCAAUGCCUAUACUGCAUGAGCAUUACGAACCCGGCACGUCGAUCCGCGAAAUUCGUGCUCACCAGGACUCUAUUACCGCUAUGGACUUUGACGCACCCUUUGGGAUAAUGGUUACUUCAGCGCUAGACGACGCAAUCCGGGUUUGGGACUUGAAUGCAGGACGAUGUAUCGGGAACCUGGAGGGACACACGGCUUCGGUGAAGACCCUGCAGGUCGAAGACAACAUCUGUGCUACGGGAUCCGUCGAUGCUACUAUCCGGCUCUGGGACCUCAGCAGGGCUCGCUACGAUCCUGCUGGAGAGCAGCUGGACAAGGACGACGAUGAGGAUGGUAUGGCUUUCGAGAACCCCGACGAUCAACCAGUGGAACCGCCUGCCGGCAGCAUGGACGAGUGUCCUCUGACGACGCUCUCAUCCCACAUGGCCGAAAUCACUGCCCUGCACUUCCGAGGCGAUCUUCUGGUCUCCGGUUCCGCGGACAAAACGAUUCGACACUGGGAUCUGGAGAAGGGCCGGUGUGUGCAGACUCUAGAUGUCAUGUGGGCUGCAGCGCAGGCUUCCGUCACCUUAGGAGAGGGCAAGUGGGCGCAGACAACACGGGCGCCUGCACAGGACGCCGAUUUUGUGGGAGCUCUGCAGGUCUUUGAUGCUGCUCUCGCGUGUGGAACUGCGGACGGUAUGGUUAGGCUCUGGGAUCUGCGGAGUGGACAGGUCCACCGCAGCUUAGUCGGCCACACUGGGCCGGUGACGGCCCUACAGUUUGACGAUGUCCAUCUUGUGACUGGCAGCUUGGAUCGGAGCAUUCGGAUAUGGGACCUUCGCACCGGUUCCAUCUCGGACGCCUUUGCGUAUGACCAUCCCGUGACGGGCAUGAUGUUCGACGGCCGUCGCAUAGUCUCUGCCGCAGGUGAGGACGUCGUCAAGGUCUACGAUAAGCUUGAGUCCCGCCAGUGGGAUUGUGGUGCGGGCGUCAAUGCUGCUGAGGAGGGCAAAACACCGGCUAUCGUUGAACGUGUACGUUUACGGGAUGGAUAUUUGGUUGAAGGACGCCGCGACGGUAUCGUUGGCGUCUGGACGUGUUAGGAGGGGGGGAAAGAAAUAACGAAGAUGCACUUUGUAUAUGCACAAAAUAUAUCAUCUCCAAGC